AUGGAGCGGUUAUCUGACUUGAGAUACUGCAGUGCUCAGAGUCUUACUUUUGGCACUUUUACUGCUGAUGAAAUUAGAAAACUAAGUGCUGUUAAAGUAAUUACACCUUUAUCUUUUAAUUCUUUGGGACACCCCUUACCUGGUGGCUUGUAUGAUCCAGCUUUAGGACCAGUAGACUAUGGUGGACAAUGUUCAACUUGUAAAUUAAAAAUGCUACAAUGUCCUGGUCAUAUGGGUCACAUAGAAUUGCCUCUUCCGGUGAUUAAUCCUAUAUAUCAUAAAAUUAUAAAAAAUAUACUAAAGAUAUCUUGUAUUCAGUGCUACAAGGUACUGAUCCCUAGCAGUGUGAAAUACCUUUUGGUGUGUCAGUUGAAGCUAUUAGAGAAAGGUUACUUUGUUGAAGCUUCAGAAAUGGAAACCAAAUUUUCGAAUGUAGUGUCAGGAUGGGAUAAAAUGAAAAAAGAUAUUGCAGAAGAAAUUCUAGCUUCAACAGCUAUGGAACAGUAUGUUGAAGAAGUUUUGUCUAAAUCAUUAGAAACUGAUCAGGAAGUAAAAGGAGAAGGUGAUCUGAGAAAUUCAUUUAUUAAAAAGUGUGUUUCAUAUUUGUAUAAAGGUAAAAGAUGCCCAUUCUGCAAUCAAAUUUGGAAUUAUAUUAAUAUAGUUAACAACAAAAUUUUAAUUAAUUUAGGGAAAAUUCAAGUUGCUGAAAAAUUUACUACGCCUAGAAAAUCAAAUGCAGAUGUAUCAAUGGGUGGAUACAGUUUUGUUACAGCCAAAGAAUGCAAAAACUAUUUAAUGAAAAUUUGGGCUAACGAUGCUGACAUUAUGAAAUCAAUUGUCCCAAUGCUUAAAGACACUACUGAAAUAGACCCUGUGAACAUUUUUUUUAUAACCAAUGUAUUUGUCACACCAUCAAAUUCAAGACCUGUUAACAUUGUUAAUGGCAUAAUCACCGAGCACCCUCAGAAUAUGAUUUAUAAAGCUAUCCUGAAUGACUGCCUUAUUAUUAAAAGUAUUAUAGUUGUUAUGAACAAUGAUGAAAAUAAAGACACACUUUCUACUGAACGCAUAGAAAUAAUUGAAAAAAUAAGAGGGAAGGAUUAUACUGAGAAAUUACAAUUUGCUUGGCAGGAAUUGCAAUCAAAUGUUGAUUCUCUCUUAGAUAUAGAUAUGAAGAAAGUUCGUCGACAAACUGGUAUAGGCUUGAAACAAAUUAUUGAAAAAAAACAAGGUAUUUUGAGGAUGAAUAUGAUGGGGAAAAGAGUUAAUUAUGCUGCUCGUACUGUUAUUACCCCUGAUCCCAAUUUGAAUAUUGAUGAAAUUGGUGUCCCUGAAGCUUUUGCAAAGAAACUAACUUAUCCUGUACCUGUAACUGUUUGGAAUGUCACUGAACUUCGUAAAUUGGUCAUGAAUGGCCCUGAUGUUCACCCUGGAGCUAAUUUUAUUGAAGAUGAAAAUAGAAGAAUAUUAAAAAUAGAUGCAGGUGACACCGUAACUAGAGAAGGAUUAGCUAAACGUCUAUUGACUCCGGGUGAAAAAGCUGGCUGUAAAAUUGUUCAUCGUCAUUUAAUUAAUGGUGAUAUUUUGCUUUUAAAUCGUCAACCAACUCUACAUCGUCCUAGCAUAAUGGCACAUAAAGCUCGAGUGUUAAAAGGUGAAAAAACUUUUCGUUUUCAUUACGCAAACUGUAAGUCUUAUAACGCUGACUUUGAUGGUGAUGAAAUGAAUGCCCAUUUUCCUCAGAAUGAAGUUGCAAGGAGUGAAGGUUAUAAUAUUGUUAGUGUCUCAAAACAGUAUUUAGUCCCUAAAGAUGGUACCCCUUUAAGUGGGCUUAUACAGGAUCACAUGGUAUCUGGAGUAAGGCUUUCUGUUAGAGGUAAAAUGUUUACCAAAAGUGAAUAUAUGCAAUUGGUUUUUCAAGGACUUUCCUCUAAGCAAGGGAACUUAAAAACAUUAAAACCCUGUAUUAUGAAGCCUGUUCAACUGUGGUCAGGAAAACAAAUUAUAUCAACUUUAAUAAUAAACAUUAUUCCAGAAGGACAAGUUUUAAUUAAUCUCACUUCUAAAGCAAAGAUUUCUUGUAAGGCUUGGAACAGGGGCUCAUCUGAAAAAUGGAAAGCUGGUGGAACACCUUUUAAGGAUGAAAAAAUAAUGAGUGAGGAAGAAGUUGUCAUAAGACAAGGAGAACUUUUAUGUGGCGUUCUUGAUAAAACGCAUUAUGGUGCAACUCCUUACAGUUUAAUUCAUUGUAUGUAUGAAUUAUAUGGUGGUGAAGUGUCAAGUGCUUUAUUAAGUUCCUUCGCUAAACUUUUUACUGCCUUUCUUCAGAUGGAAGGAUUUACUCUAGGUGUAGAAGAUAUUUUGGUCUUGAAACAUAGUGAUAAAAAACGAACAAAGUUGAUAGAAUCGGCUCGUAAAAUUGGCAAUGAAAUUGUUUCUAAAGUGAUUGAGGUACCUAAUGGUAGCUCUUUGGAGAAGGAAUUAGCUCAGAGACAUGCCAAAGAGCCAACAUUCCGUGCCCUCUUGGAUCAUAAUUACAAAACAGCACUAGAUACAUAUACUAAUGAGAUCAAUAAAAUUUGUGUCCCGAAUGGCCUAUUAAGACCAUUUCCCUACAAUAAUCUUCAGUUGAUGGUUCAGUCUGGAGCUAAAGGUUCAACAGUCAACACGAUGCAGAUCUCCUGUCUCUUAGGGCAGAUUGAGUUAGAAGGUAAAAGACCACCUCUCAUGGUUUCCGGAAAGUCUUUACCUAGUUUUUCUAGCUAUGACACAUCUCCAAGAGCUGGGGGAUUUGUUGAUGGAAGAUUUAUGACUGGUAUUAAACCUCAAGAAUUUUUUUUUCAUUGUAUGGCAGGCCGAGAAGGACUUAUUGAUACUGCUGUUAAAACUAGUCGUAGUGGAUAUUUACAGAGAUGUCUGGUCAAACAUUUGGAAGGUCUGAACGUUCAUUAUGAUAUGACUGUGCGUGAUAGUGAUGGCUCUAUUGUGCAGUUUCUUUAUGGAGAAGAUGGUAUGGAAGUAACUAAAUGCAAAUUUUUGAAUGAAAAACAAUUACCAUUCCUUCUUAAUAAUUUUUAUGCUGUUCGUAAUGAAAAUGUUCUAAAAGUUUUUAAAGAAACAACUGAUGUCAAAACUAUAAGAUCGUAUAAUAAAAAAGUUAAGAAGUGGAUGGAAGUAAAAGACACAAAACCUAGGAGAUUGAGUCCAUUUCUUAAUUUUUGUAUGAGUAUGAGUGAUCAAGUUGAAUCCUCCUCUUCUAUAAAUCCAUCAAAAGGAAGAACACACCACAAUCUAAAGCUUUGUAAAUUAUGGAACAAGCUUUCACAUGAAGAGAAGCUUAAUUAUGGAGAAAAUUGUUUAAAAACUCCAGAUCCAGUUGUAUCCAAAUUUCAACCUGACAGGCAUUAUGGUUCAAUUACUGAAAAGUUAGAUCUUCUUAUUAAUAAUUACAUGAAGCAACACCAAGGGGAAGUGAAAGAGAAACAACUUAGAAGUCUAAUUUGUGAAAAAGCUCUUUUAUCUCUCUGUCCUCCUGGUGAACCUGUUGGUCUUCUUGCUGCUCAAUCGGUUGGUGAACCAUCCACUCAAAUGACAUUGAAUACUUUCCACUUUGCUGGUAGAGGAGAAAUGAAUGUAACGCUGGGUAUUCCUCGGCUAAGAGAAAUAUUGAUGGUAGCAUCAAGAAAUAUUAAAACUCCUUCUAUGGUGAUACCUUUUAAAGAUGUUCCUAAAUUGGAAAGUCAAAUAAAUAAGUUAAGAAGAAAGCUAACUAAAAUUACAUUAGCUGAUGUUCUUGAAAGUAUAUCAGUUCAUGAAAAGCUUCAGCUAAGUCCACACAGGCAGCAAGUUUACAUUCUAAAAAUGAAAUUUUUACCUCAUGAAGCUUAUAAAGAUAACACUAUAGUAACACCAAAGCAAAUUUUAAAGUAUGUUGAAAAGAAGUUUUUAAAAAAUUUAUUGAAUAGUAUUAAAUCAAAAAGGAAAAAAGCUAAAGAAAUUAUCACUAGUGAAGCUGAAGAUGGCAAUACCAAGUCCUCAAAGGACGAUGAUGAAGACGAGGGAGAACCUGAUGCAGGCAAAAAAACUAAGAAAGCAAAAGUUGUUACUGGAGAUGAUUAUGAAAGCUCGGAAGAAGAACCUGAAGGUGAUGAUGAUGAUGCUACUACUGCUAGAAGGAGAGCUCGCCAGCAGGAAGAGCAACAAUAUUCAGAUAUGGAAGAUGAUGUGUCUGUUGAAGGAGAGAUGGCUGGGGAAGGGGUUGAAGAAGAGUGGGAAGUUGAGGAACGAAUAGAAGAUAAUGAUGAGGAAAAAUCAUCUGAUAAUAUAAACAAAGAAGUGAUUGGACGGAAAUCUCUUGUUACCAGUCUAGACUGUAUAUCAGAGUAUAAGUAUGACACUGUGAAAGAGCAAUGGUGUGAAGUGACCAUUGGUCUGCCAAUGAAAAUCGGUCGCAUUGACAUGUCUUCAAAGCUUAGAGAAAUUUGUAAUUCCAGUAUUGUCCAUGAAGUGCCAGGAAUCAAAAGGGCUAUUGUUCAAACUAGAAGGAAUGCAAGUACACCACUAUUGAGAACUGAUGGACUUAAUAUGUCUGAAAUGUAUUCUUAUGAUAAACUGCUUGAUCUUAACAAACUUUUUACAAAUGAUAUUCAUGCUAUGGCACUUACAUACGGUAUUGAAGCUGCUACAAGAGUUAUUGUAAAAGAAGUACAGGAUGUGUUCAAGGUAUAUGGAAUCACGGUUGAUCCAAGGCAUUUAAACCUUAUUGCCGAUUAUAUGACUUUCAGUGGAGUCUACCAACCAUUAUCUAGAAAAGGUUUGGAAGGAGGUGCAUCUCCUUUGCAGCAAAUGAGUUUUGAAUCAUCAUUAGGGUUUUUGAAAAGUGCAGUUCUAAGAGAGAAAAGAGAUGACUUAUCAUCACCAUCCAGCCGACUAAUGCUGGGAGCUCCAGUGAAAAGUGGUACUGGCUCUUUUCGCCUUCUGCAAAGAAUUACUGUUUAA
Messenger RNA from Nezara viridula (southern green stink bug), 4998 nucleotides. NCBI's taxonomy places the organism in Eukaryota, Metazoa, Arthropoda, Insecta, Hemiptera, Pentatomidae. The record is from the annotation of a GenBank genome assembly.